Messenger RNA from Gossypium raimondii (Peruvian cotton), 678 nucleotides. RefSeq lists its product as uncharacterized. NCBI's taxonomy places the organism in Eukaryota, Viridiplantae, Streptophyta, Magnoliopsida, Malvales, Malvaceae. The record is from RefSeq and is a predicted model, not a curated record. The transcript is spliced from 3 exons. Bases 1 to 678 code for a protein of 225 amino acids.
AUGAACGUGUCAGAGUGCGAAGAAAGUUUUGAGAAAUUGAAGCAGAUAUUGACUGAAGCGCUGAUUUUGACUUUACUAGCAUCGGAAAAUUUUUUUUUUGUUUAUAGUGAUGCUUUCUUAAGCGGUCUUGGUUACGUUUUGAUGCAAAAUGAGAAAGUGAUUGCUUAUGCGUCUCAUCAGUUAAAAGUAGAUGAAUGCAAUUAUCCAACACAUGAUUUAGAGUUAGUUGCUGUGUUAAGUUUGAGACAGCGUCAUUGGAUAGAACUUCUGAAAGAUUUUGAUUGUGUUAUUGAUUAUCACCCUGGUAAAGCUAUUCUUGUAGCUGAUGCAUUGAGUAGAAAAGUAGCAAUUGAAUUGCAAGCAAUGUUUGCUCAACUCAGUAUCAGUGAUGAUGGAAGUCUAUUGGCUGAAUGGAGAAUUAAACCAAUGAUGUUUGAUCGGAUCAAGUCAGCACUGUUAGAAGAUGACAAGUUGGUGAAAAAAAGAGAAAUGGUUCAGAAUGGUAUGUUAGAAAAUUUCAGCAUUGAUGAUUAUGAUUGUUUGAGAUUUCGUAACCGAAUCUAUGUUCUGGAUGUUUCUAAAUUGAAAGAGUUGAUACUUCACAAAGCUCAUGACUGUCCUUUUUCUUUGUAUCCUGGAGGAACGAAAAUGUAUCGUGAUCUGCAAGAAUCUUAUUAG